CACGUGACCACGCCUCCUUGCGUCUGAAGCUGUUCGCCUCGUGUCAAACUAGCGUUUUACACCUCCAAUUCGGCUUUUGUUAGCUGCAAAAUUUGUGGUUAAAAUGGCCGAUGCAAAGUCCACACUGGCCCGUGAUGGUACCAUGGAUGUUACUGCAAAGGAGGGUAUUGAGUAUCUAAAAGCUGAAGGCAAGAUCGCACUGCUGGAAGCACAGGGUCUUAUGGAACCAGAGGCCUCAAAACCAGAUCUACAACGAGACAGUACCAUGGCUGUCACAGCAAAGGAGGGGGAGCAAUUGCUGGAAAAUGCGGGAGGCAAACCAGAUCCAGAUGCCCAAACUCGAGGACAGCAGCGCAAGAUUGAUGAAAUCAAGAGUGAGACAGUGCCAGAAUCUCCCGCCAAAAAAGCAAAACUUACCAAAGAAAGUACUAUGGCAGCAACUGCCAAGGAAGGUAAAGAAUUGCUCGGCAAGGAAAAGCUGGGAGACACACGGCAAGAGACUGCUAAGCAAAAUGCUAAUAAGGCAGCACCAAAGAGAGGAGUGACAAUUGCUAAAACUGUUGAAGAAGCAAAGUUUAUGCUGGAGGGAAAAGAAAUAGAUGUCAAUGAAGGCCGUCGUACAAGGUCACAAAGUAAACCUGCAUCUACUACCCCUCCAGCUAAACCAACCGUGAAAAGAGGAGGAACAAUGCAGAAGACAGCAAAAGAAGGAAAGGAAUUCGUGAAACGUGGGAAGGGAAAGGCGAGGGGAAAAUCAGCAGCAACAACAGAUGAUUCUGGUGAUAAGCAUGAUGAUGAUGAUGAGGAGGAAGAGUCACCAAAAGAGUGUGAGAAAGCUGCUGAGUAGUGAGAGUGUUGGUCAGGCAUGAAUUUUGUCCGUGAGAGAGAACAAGUGUGAGAGGUGUGAAAUGCCAGCAGACUCAACAUGAUAUCAACCACCAGUCAUUUGUCAUGUGUAGAUUCAGCAUCUUGUCUCACCUAUUUUUCCAAUCCAGACUGUAGGACAGAAACUUGUAAGCUGGUUUUAAACGUAAAAUGUACAGAGUUCUUCAAAGUUAAUAGUCAUACAAUUUUCAUUUCAUUGACAAGUUAAUUUACACAUGCUCUUGUGGCAGUUCAUGUUUAUUAUUAUUAUUGUUCACUUCUAAUUUUGUUAAUGAAUUCAUUAAGGCAUUGGUGGGGUUGUGUAAACUGUGUUUGCAGGUUUUCAGGAAAAGGGGAGAGAUAAGUCCUUUCAGAACAGAAUUGAAGUGUUAUGCAAUAUAACAUCAGGAAAUGAUUAAUAUUUUCCUUGCUGGUUAAUCAACAUCACAUUGUAAAUUAUUCUGGCAAAUUGCAGUGAAUGAGCAUAUGAAUUUAUUGCAACAAUCCAUCACGAGCAAGAUAUUUGUAAAUUAUUUUACUAAAGAGUGAUUUUGCAUGCACGAAAGACUUGUUUCUGGUUCAGUCUUAUUGAAAUUGAUGAUAAACUUUCUGAAAUGUUUUGGAGACCAGAACUGUAUCAUUUCAAAGUGUUCUUUGAUUUAAGAUAUGUAAGUAAUUGGGUAAAUUCAUAUGCAAGCCAUAUGAAAUGAGGCAGCUGAACUCCCGUGAAAGCUCUAAGUCAGCACGCACAGAUGCUAAUCAGUUAUGUUAUCUGUUAAACACAGUUCUUAAAGUAUAUAACUUCUCGUUCUGAAGGAUUGAAAUUGGAAAGUUAUUUCAUUAUUUGCAAAGUAGAUACCAUCUUGUGGAAUAUUUAAAUCAAUGCUGUUAUUUUAUUCAACUGUCAUUAUGUUUGCAUGUCCUUAGGCUACUCUUUGCUUCUGAUUGAGUUUUCAGUGCAGUUGGUAGUUUCUUUGAGAGACUCAUUCGAGAGUCUGAUUAUAUAACACAAUCAAGUCUACUUACGCAUAUUUAUCCUUCAGGACAUGUGUGAAAUUCAUUCAGUAUUGAAAGUCACACCAUAUUGUCACUGUUGGAGAAUAUAUUUACACAUUGUUUCAUCCAUUGUAAAGGGACCCUGAUGUAGGGAUAAAUUCUAAAGUGAAAUGUAGCUUGCUGGAAUGGAAGGAAACUUGUGCUAAAGUGAACCUUUCUCUUGUAACAAGUCAUUUCUUGUGUCCGGGGUUGGACUGAGGCAGCAAUUUAUGUGUUCAUCAAGAUUAAAUCUGCUUUUUUUUUAAUCCCCCCUCCCACUUUUUUUUUAAUAAACAUUGCAUGUCAUGAGAGUUGAUGGUGGUGAUGCUACUUUUAGUUCUCUAUCCCAUGACUUUGUUUUAAUAAUAAUAAUAAAUCUUACACAUGCAUAUGCUGUUUUAAUCUUCACAUAUUUCAUGUUUAUCUUUAAAUGCUGUAUUUUAUGUAGCAGAAAGAAAUGAGCUUCUUUGGUUAUAACAGAUUUCAGAACUAGAAAAAUGUGCUUCUGGACUGUGCCACAUGCACUAACAAGAUCUGUGUAAAACUUCAAAUAAUAUUUCAGAGAUGAUCACUCUUGGUAAAGGUGGAAGCAGGAAAGGCAGCUGGUUUUGCUGAAGUGUUUCAGCAGUAGUGGGAGGGUAAUGAGAAGUUGUUGAUUUACUGUCUUAAGUGGGUAUAUUCUGCCCACUUAAUGGAAUGCAAACCAUUUUUACAAGGUUAUUUGUUUACCAAGUCUAAGUUUGCAAUUUCACCACCCUUUAUUUUAUUUGACUGACUUAUAUUGCAGAGAACAGAAAUGCAUUAUAUCUACUGCUUUUGGCUAAUAAAAAGGUGCAAAGUGUAAGGUGCUGGUUCAAAAGGACCUGUAGUACAUUUCUGAGGUGGAAUGUUUGAAUGUCUUUUGUUUCUGGAAUGAUUUUGAAACAGUAUUGUUUCCAUUGGGGUUGAUACAGAAUUUUGAAAAAGUUUUGGGAAAAUGGGGAAACAUUUUGUAGACUCAUCGCCCAGACAAUUUUUUUCAGUUAAAAUGAACUUGGUUGCAGUGUUUACAUAAGAUACUAAGUAUUCUGCUGUUGAUGCAGAGGUACAUUGCCUGUAGACCUACAGUGAAGACAGUCACAAGUCACACAAAAUUAUAAAGAUAAUUUCUUACAGUAUACUCUGCAUGAUAAGUUCUAAUUGAUUUUAUUAAUUAAAUUUGAAUGAUAGGGAUAAAAUGCCUGCAAAGCUUGUAAGGCAUGAAUUUUAAUGGUACACAAAAGAGUAAUCUUCAAUGCCUUAAGGAAAGAAUUCAAAUACCUUCAAACCUAUGAUGUGCAGAUCCUCUGAUCAGUGAACACUUUCCAUUCUCAAGACGCUUUUGGGAUGCACUCUGUGUUUUAUUUUACAAAAGCUUUUUCUUGUUUUCAUGUCAUAAAUCUUCCUGAAAAAGAAUAAGUAAAGUGGAGAUCAAAGAGUUGAAAAUGGUUAGCUAAAACAUAAAUUUCUAAGAGAAAAAAAUGCUCAUUUUAAACAAACUAGAAAAUUUUCAAUAAUUUAAAUGCAAUGAAACCUGUGACAUGCAAAAUCAGCAAAGUCUUUAUCUCUCGACGCUUUUAGUUCACACAGUUUUAUUCUAUCACAGUACCUCUUGCCACCAGACGUCUGAAAUAUGAAUAGAUGUUGUGAAGACAAAAUUUUUUCCAUUGCCUGUCUUGGUGUAUAGUUUUCCAGUUAUUUUCUGGUUCGUUUUCAUUGGUGUCAGUUGGAAAAAAUAACUUUUAUCUCUUAUCCCAUUUCAAAGUCCCAUCCAUCUUGGAUUUGGCUACACUCAAUGGAAAUUGUUUAUGUUAAAGACCUUGGGUUUGUUUUUAUUUAUAUAGCUACUGACUUGCAUGCAUUGUCCUGAAUUAUCCCUAUGCAUCAUGGAAGAUGGCAGGAAGAAUUUGAAACGUUUUGCAGUCAUAAUUUUCUCAACACUAGCACAAUAUUAGACUUUUUCUAGCAUUAAGGGAAAAACUGCAGCAAAAUAUUUAACCAACAGUUUUGUACUGGAUUAAAAACAAGUGCAAACCUUAGAAAAGGGGAUACCUGUCAUACAGGUCUUUUUUUUAGUUUAAUGAAGGGCGUUUUCACAUUGCAGGUUUUAUGUCAUUGUGUAUCUAUUUGACAGUAAAAUAUAUAAGAAUACAGUCUGUAAACUAUUUUACUUGAGAGCUUUUGUGAAAGUCAUUACUACAUAAUGCAUUUUCCCCAGUUGAUGUUGAGACUAAAGUAGGUCUGCAAAAUGUUGAAGAGGAUUAGGAAAAAUUGUGGAAUUUUGUUUGGCCACACCUGUACAAACCAUGUUGAUAACCAAGUUUAUGCUGGAUGUAUGCAGUAUCUUUUCUUGAUAUGACCUAGCAGUUUCUUUUAUAAAGCAAACUAUACUAGGCAGAGUUUACAGACUUUCAUGAAGUUUAGUAACAUCAGUUUUUAUAUGUAAGGCUGUAAGUAGAUUGCAACAUUUUAUUUGCAAGUAUGGAGGAUAUUAAAGAUGAACAUUCUGCUAGUGCUUCCAGUAUGUCUAUUAAGGCAAUAUGUGGGAGUAAAAAUCCGUUUACUGUGAAAUUAGAUAAUAUGCUCAGAAACUUUAUAUUACUUGUUUUGAAUUCUAAAAUUCUGAACUGACAGUUUUGUAACUUGUGAUUGCUAUAAAAAAACAACUAUAAA
This is a messenger RNA of Pomacea canaliculata, 4590 nucleotides long. Its product is annotated as nucleolin-like. Bases 104 to 847 code for a protein of 247 amino acids. The record is from RefSeq and is a predicted model, not a curated record. The transcript has 5 exons. Lineage: Eukaryota; Metazoa; Mollusca; Gastropoda; Architaenioglossa; Ampullariidae.